UUGCCCGCCCUGCACUUAGUCCGCCACAGCUCCAAGGCGGUCACCCGGCACUGGAAGGCCAUGCAUUUCCAGCGCCAGAAGCUGAUGGCCGUGACCGAGUACCUGCCUCCGCGGCCGGCCGUGCCCCCGCGCUGCCUGCCCCCCAGGACGGACGCGCCCAAGGAAGAGGACAACGGGUACGCCCGGCUGCUGCGGCGGCAGGUGGAGGAGGUGUUCCGGGACAACCGGAUGAUCGCUGUGUGCCAGUACAACUCCAUGCCCGACGAGGACUUGAUGCUGAUGAGGCAUUACCUCCGGAAGCAUAACAUUGAGGUCAAGUUUGUCCUGAAUGAGAUCAUCAGACCUGUGCUGUCCCAGUCCAAGUACAAGAAUCUUCUCCCUCUCUUUGUGGCACGCAACAUCCUGCUGGUGAGCCAGGAAACGAAGGCAAAGGAGAUGCUGCGGGUGCUGAAGGGAGUGCCGCAGGUCAACCUCCUGGGUGCCUGCAUCGACAACACCAUCCUGAGCAGGCAGGGAGUGGAGAACUUUGCCAAGCUGCCCUCACUGGAGGCCUCCCAGGGGCAGACGGUGGGGGCCCUGGCCCUCCUGCCCUCCCAGACAUCCUCCCUGCUCCAGUGCGGCCCCGCGUACCUCACAGCUCUCCUGGAUGAGCACAUCCGCCAGCUGCGGGCUGGGGACACGGGGACCCCCACGGCUGAGCCUGCCCCUGCCCAGAGCUCGGGGGCUCAGUGA
Messenger RNA from Mesitornis unicolor (brown roatelo), 732 nucleotides. It is a transcript of the gene MRPL10, whose product is annotated as mitochondrial ribosomal protein L10. Gene Ontology annotation, molecular function: structural constituent of ribosome. The record is from RefSeq and is a predicted model, not a curated record. Lineage: Eukaryota; Metazoa; Chordata; Aves; Mesitornithiformes; Mesitornithidae. Gene Ontology annotation, biological process: translation. The annotation marks the transcript as partial. Gene Ontology annotation, cellular component: mitochondrial large ribosomal subunit. The transcript has 4 exons.